Messenger RNA from Penicillium bovifimosum, 1935 nucleotides. Its product is annotated as GMC family oxidoreductase. Gene Ontology annotation, molecular function: oxidoreductase activity, acting on CH-OH group of donors; flavin adenine dinucleotide binding. The transcript has a single exon. The record is from RefSeq and is a predicted model, not a curated record. NCBI's taxonomy places the organism in Eukaryota, Fungi, Ascomycota, Eurotiomycetes, Eurotiales, Aspergillaceae. The coding region runs from base 1 to 1935 and encodes 644 amino acids.
AUGCUUUUCGGUCGCCUCCUCGGCGUGGCCGCGCUCUCUGCCGUCGCCAAGGCGGUUGAGUUAUCUGGAUAUGAAUACGUUGUGGUUGGCUCUGGUGCUGGAGGCGGUCCCCUCGCGGCGCGGCUCGCUUUGGCAGGCCACAGCACACUUCUCAUCGAAGCCGGAGAUGACCAGGGUGCCAAUCUGAACUACACUGUCCCUGCCUUCUCCGCCAGGGCUUCCGAGGACGAGACAAUGGCAUGGAACUUCUUCGUCAAGCACUACGCCGACGAGGAUCGUCAAAAGCUCGACUUCAAGACUACAUACGAAACGCCCGAUGGUGGAGAAUAUACUGGUCUGAACCCGCCUGCGGGUUCCAAGAUGAAGGGUACUCUUUACCCUCGGACUGGCACGCUUGGUGGUUGCACCGCCCACAACGCUCUCGUUACCGUCUACCCUCACGAAUCUGAUUUCGAAUAUCUCGCCACUCUCACUGGAGACGGUUCUUGGUCUCCCGACAACAUGCGCAAGUACUUCGAGCGCAUGGAGAACAACAAGUACCUCCUUCCCUUGAUCGCCGGUCACGGCUACGACGGCUGGCUCAGCACCUCCACCGCGCCUCUGGAUAUUGUCCUGAAGGACCCCCAGCUGCUCAGCUUGUUGCUCGGCGGAGCCUUCUCCCUGGGAAAUGUGACGCAUUCUGUCUUCAACAUCGGCACUCUGCUGGCUGGAGACGGCAACUCGGCCAGCAAGCACCGCGACACCGAGCCAGGCUACUACCAAGUUCCUCUUGCCUCCGACGGAGGUGUCCGCAACGGUCCUCGUGAGUUUGUGACCACGGUCCGUGAUGCCAAGAACGCCGACGGUACCAAGCGCUUCCCUCUCGAUGUUCGCAUGAACUGCCACGUCACCAAGGUCACUUUCGACGAGACCGUCACCCCUCCCCGCGCCACCGGCGUUGAGUUCCUGGACGGCAAGUACCUGUACAGCGCCAGCCCCCGGUCCAAGACCGCUGGCAAGGGCACCCCUGGCUCUGCCUCCGCUUCGCGCGAAGUCAUCGUCGCCGGUGGUGUCUACAACUCGCCCCAGAUCCUCAAGCUCAGUGGUAUUGGACCCGCCGAGGAGCUGAACCACUUCGGAAUCAAGGUGGUUUCCGACCUUCCCGGUGUCGGCACUAACCUGCAGGAUCACUACGAGACUGUCGUGCAGGGCCACACCCCCGAGGACACUCUUGCUCUCAAGGGAUGCACUUUCAACGAGGGCGAUGACCCUUGCCUCGAGAAGUGGGAGAACCCCGUCCUCGGCAACCGCGGUAUCUACUCUUCGAACGGAUUCGGAGCUGCCAUGUACUACAAGAGCUCCGUGACAGCGAACGACGAAUUCGACGCCUUCAUCUUCGGCGGACCUAUCAACUUCCGUGGAUACUUCCCCGGGUACGGAGUCAACAUCAGCGCGCGCCACGACUGGUUCUCCUGGGCUAUCCUGAAGGCUCACCCGCGCAACACCGCUGGUACCGUCACGCUCCGCUCUGCCGAUCCUCUCGACAUGCCAGAGAUUGUCUUCAACUACUUCGACACCGGCUCCGGAGACUACGGUAAGGACCUGCAGGCUAUGACCGAGGCAAUUGGCGUUGCCCGUGGUGCUUUCGACCGCCAGCUCGUCCCCAUGGACGAAGUCCUUCCCGGCAAGGAGGUCCAGACUGACGAGGAGAUCCACGAUUACAUCAAGAACUACUCUUGGGGUCACCACGCUUCUUCUACCUGCCCUAUUGGAGCUGACGGUGACAAGAUGGCUGUCCUGAACACUGACUUCGAAGUCCGUGGCGUCUCCGGCCUUCGUGUGGUCGAUGCCUCCGUCUACCCCCGCAUUCCUGGCACCUUCACUGCCCUCUCCACUUACUUGGUGGCUGAGAAGGCUGCCGAUGUGAUUAUCGAGGCUGCCAAGGCUAAAGAGUAA